AACUGACAGUGCAUCAGCUGACCAGGACAAUUUAAAAUACUCUUCAUCCAGAGAUCGGGGCAGUUCUGCCUCCUAUGGAUUACAACCCUCAAAUUCAGCUGUGGUGUCUCGACAAAGACACGAUGAUAUCAGAGUCCACACUGACAUACAGAAUGAAGAAAAAGAGCGAUCAUUGUCUUAUUCUGACGAGUCUCGACUGUCAAAUCUUCUUCGGAGGAUUACUCGGGAAGACGACAGAGACCGAAGACUGGCUACUGUAAAGCAAUUGAAAGAAUUCAUUCAGCAACCAGAAAACAAACUGGUACUAGUUAAACAACUGGAUAAUAUCCUGACUGCCAUUCAUGAUGUACUCAAUGAAAGUAGCAAAUUGCUUCAAGAACUGAGACAGGAAGGAGCUUGCUGUCUUGGCCUUCUUUGUGCUUCUCUGAGCUACGAGGCUGAGAAGAUCUUCAAAUGGAUUUUUAGCAAAUUCAGCUCAUCCACAAAAGAUGAAGUUAAACUUCUUUAUUUGUGUGCAACCUACAAAGCGCUAGAGACUGUAGGAGAAAAGAAAGCCUUUUCAUCUUUAAUGCAGCUUGUAAUGACCAGCCUGCAGUCCAUUCUAGAAAAUGUGGAUACACCAGAGUUACUGUGCAAAUGUGUCAAGUGCAUCCUUUUGGUGUCCCGAUGCUACCCACACAUUUUCAGCACCAAUUUUAGGGACACAGUGGACAUACUGGUUGGGUGGCAUAUUGAUCACACUCAGAAACCUUCACUGACGCAACAGGUAUCUGGAUGGCUGCAGAGCUUGGAGCCCUUUUGGGUGGCUGAUCUUACUUUUUCUACCACACUCUUGGGUCAGUUUUUAGAAGAUAUGGAAGCUUAUGCUGAGGACCUCAGCCAUGUGGCUUCUGGGGAAUCAGUAGAUGAAGAUAUUCCUCCUCCUUCAGUGUCACUACCUAAAUUGGCUGCACUUCUUCGGGUUUUCAGUACUGUGGUGAGGAGUAUUGGGGAACGCUUCAGCCCAAUUAGAGGACCACCAAUUACAGAAGCAUAUGUAACUGAUGUUCUGUACAGAGUAAUGAGAUGCGUGACUGCUGCAAACCAAGUAUUCUUUUCUGAAGCCGUACUUACUGCUGCCAAUGAGUGUGUUGGUGUUUUACUUGGCAGCCUAGAUCCAAGUAUGACCAUACACUGUGACAUGGUCAUCACAUAUGGAUUAGAUCAAAUGGAAAAUUGUCAGACUUGUGGCACUGAUUAUAUAAUUUCAGUCCUGAAUCUGUUGACGCUGAUUGUUGAACAAAUAAAUACAAAACUACCAUCAUCGUUUGUAGAGAAAUUAUUUAUACCAGAGUCUAAACUACUUGUUCUUCGUUAUCAUAAGGAAAAAGAGGUUGUUGCAGCAGCCCAUGCUGUAUACCAAGCUGUAUUGAGCCUGAAGAACAUUCCUGUUUUGGAGACUGCUUACAGGUUGAUUCUAGGAGAAAUGACCUGUGCUCUAAACAGUCUUCUCUAUAGUUUGCAUCUUCCUGAUGCCUGUUCUGAAAUCCAGCAUGACUCUUUCAAGAAGCGUAUAUUCAAUGUGGAUAAUGCAAAGUUCAUUGUUAUAUUUGACCUCAGUGCUCUAAGUACUAUUGGAAAUGCUAAAAACUCAUUAAUUGGGAUGUGGGCCCUUUCGCCGACUGUGUUUGCACUACUGAGUAAAAAUCUGAUGGUUGUUCACGGUGACAUAGCAAUUCAUUUUCCUGCUGUCCAGUAUGCAGUACUGUAUACAUUAUAUUCACACUGCUCCAGGCAUGACCAUUUCAUAUCCAGUAGCCUCAGUUCUUCCUCUCCCUCUUUGUUUGAUGGAGCAGUUAUAAGUACUGUAACUACAGCGACAAAAAAACAUUUCUCAAUCAUACUAAACCUUUUGGCACUACUGCUUAAGAAGGAUAACCUUACACAAGAUACCAGGUGUGUUGAUGUGUGUCGCGUUCAACUAGUACAUAGCGGUGCUCGUGUAAGACAAACUUUUGGAAAACUUCUGAAGUCAGUUCCUUUAGAUGUGGUGUUGAGGAAGGAUAAUUGGUUAGAAAGAUUGUUCUAUAGCUGUCAAAGACUAGAUAAGAGAGAUCAACCAACCAUCCCUCGUAAUCUGUUGAAGACUGAUGCAGUCCUUUGGCAAUGGGCUGUUUGGGAAGCAGCUCAGUUUACUGUUCUUUCAAAGUUAAGAACUCCUCUGGGUAGAGCCCAAGAUACAUUUCAAACAAUUGAAGGUAUUAUUAGGAGUCUUGCAGCCCAUACAUUAAACCCUGACCACGAUGUUAGCCAGUGGACUACUGCAGACAAUGACGAAGGACACAGUAGCAACCAGCUUAGGCUUGUUCUCCUUCUACAGUAUCUGGAGAACUUGGAAAAAUUGAUGUACAAUGCUUAUGAAGGAUGUGCCAAUGCCCUCACCUCUCCACCCAAGGUUAUCAGGACGUUCUUUUAUACUAAUCGUCAGACAUGCCAAGAUUGGCUAACACGGAUUAGACUUUCCAUCAUGAGAGUUGGGUUGCUGGCUGGCCAGCCUGCUGUGACUGUCAGGCACGGUUUUGAUUUACUCACAGAAAUGAAAACUAAUAAUAGUAUCUCUCAGGGAAAUGAAUUGGAAGUGACAAUUAUGAUGCUGGUAGAAGCAUUAUGUGAGCUUCACUGUCCUGAAGCUAUUCAGGGUAUUGCUGUCUGGUCUUCUGCUGUAGUUGGGAAGAGUCUUGCCUGGAUCAAUUCUGUAGCUCAACAAGCAGAAGGGCGGUUUGAAAAAGCAACUGUGGAAUACCAGGAGCACCUGUGCUCCAUGACAGGAGUGGAUUGCUGCAUAACUGGCUUUGACAAAACUGUUCUGAAGUUGGCCAAUUCAAACAGUGUGAAUAAUGCCAGCCCAAAGCAUUCCUUGAAUG
Molecule: messenger RNA, 2903 nt
Organism: Mesitornis unicolor (brown roatelo)
Lineage: Eukaryota; Metazoa; Chordata; Aves; Mesitornithiformes; Mesitornithidae
Product: serine/threonine-protein kinase SMG1-like
Exons: 19
Biological process (GO): phosphorylation; nuclear-transcribed mRNA catabolic process, nonsense-mediated decay
Molecular function (GO): protein serine/threonine kinase activity
Source: RefSeq, a predicted model, not a curated record